AUAAAGAGAAUUGUGUACUUAAUUAUAUCAUCCUUCACUUUUAGAAUAUUUGCAAUCCUGCUGAUCUUUGUGGACAUGACCCUCAUCAUCAAAGAUGUAAUUUUCCUUAGUGGCACGAUACAUAGUUCUUUGGAAUCUCGUUCAAUUUCUUUUGCUAUUGCUUUAUUUUUUUUAAUGGAUAUUUCUCUUCGAGUGUUUAUAGAAGGGAUACGACCAUAUUUUUCUGAUAUAUUUAACUCCUUAGAUGCUGCCAUUAUUAUUGUGACUCUACUGGUUGAUAUCGCUUAUCUUUUUUAUGACUUUACACUUGGUAAAAUUUUCCCCAGGUUGAGAAUUGUUUUACGACCUGUAAGACUUGUCAUUCUGAUAAGAGUUUUUCAUCUGGCUUAUCAAAAAAGACAUCUUGAAAUGCUGACCAGAAGGAUGGUUUCAGGAAACAAACGGCGGUACAAGAAGGAUGGAUUUGACUUAGACCUCACUUAUGUUACUGAGCGUAUUAUUGCCAUGUCAUUCCCAUCUUCUGGAAAGCGGUCUUUCUACAGGAAUCCCAUUAAGGAAGUUGUGCGGUUCCUGGACACGAAGCACCCAAACCACUAUCAAGUCUAUAACCUCUGCAGUGAAAGAGCUUAUGAUCCUAAGUACUUCCAUCAUAGGGUCCAUCGAUACUUGAUUGAUGAUCACAACGUCCCCUCUCUGAGUGAGAUGGUGGCGUUCUCCAUGGAAGUGAAAGAGUGGAUGGCCCAAGACAAGGACAAUAUCAUAGUGGUUCACUGUAAGGGAGGAAAAGGAAGAACUGGAACUAUGAUCUGUGCCUACCUCCUUGCCAGUGAGGUAUUUGCCACCGCGGAGGACAGCCUGUAUUAUUUUGGAGAACGGCGAACAGAUAAAUCCACUAGCAGUAAGUUUCAGGGAGUAGAGACUCCUUCUCAGAACAGAUUCGUUGGAUAUUUUGCAAUGGUGAAAAAUAUCUACAAUUUGACUCUUCCUCCAAUAAAAAAACUCACGAUCAAAAAAAUCGUGAUUUAUUCAAUUCAUGGUGUUGGAAAAGGCAAUGGACACGAUCUAAAAGUACAAAUAAUAAUGCAACGAAAGACUGUCUUUUUCUGUUCUGCUUCCAAAAACUGUAGGAUAUUUCAUGAUGCUGAAACAGACAGAGUAAUCAUCUUGCUCUCUAACUGCCCACCUCUGUAUGAUGAGGUAAAAGUGAAAUUUUUGUCUUCUUCGGCUCUUCCUAAAUACUAUGACAACUGUGCAUUCUUCUUCUGGUUCCAUAUGUCUUUUAUACAAAAUAACAGGCUUUAUCUUUCAAGAAGUGAAUUGGAUAAUCCCCAUAAAAUAAAAGCAUGGAAAACUUACAGUCCGGAGUUUGCAGUCGAGGUAUAUUUUGAUGACAUUUAA
Budorcas taxicolor (takin) is the source of this 1398-nucleotide messenger RNA. RefSeq names its product phosphatidylinositol 3,4,5-trisphosphate 3-phosphatase TPTE2-like. The record is from RefSeq and is a predicted model, not a curated record. Lineage: Eukaryota; Metazoa; Chordata; Mammalia; Artiodactyla; Bovidae. The transcript has 16 exons. Gene Ontology annotation, biological process: dephosphorylation. The coding region runs from base 76 to 1398 and encodes 440 amino acids. Gene Ontology annotation, cellular component: cytosol. Gene Ontology annotation, molecular function: protein tyrosine/serine/threonine phosphatase activity; phosphatidylinositol-3,4,5-trisphosphate 3-phosphatase activity.